Gamsiella multidivaricata is the source of this 2401-nucleotide messenger RNA. RefSeq lists its product as uncharacterized. Bases 221 to 2287 code for a protein of 688 amino acids. The record is from RefSeq and is a predicted model, not a curated record. The transcript is spliced from 4 exons. Gene Ontology annotation, biological process: signal transduction; regulation of GTPase activity. Gene Ontology annotation, cellular component: cytoplasm. Lineage: Eukaryota; Fungi; Mortierellomycota; Mortierellomycetes; Mortierellales; Mortierellaceae.
GUUUCGUUUCUUCAUCCCGCUCUUUGUUGCAUCCUCCAUCCCUCUCCUUCCGCCAUCCACCCUUCCAUCCCCUCUUUCUUCUUCCUUCCCUAUCCUUCCACUCCAUUCCUUUUGUCUCCCACCUCAACCAUUCUCCUUCCCCUUCAUGACCCAUCGAAUGAGCCACUUGAACGCGUAAAGGCGCCCUGGAACAUACACCAUAAUAAUAAAAAAAACUAAAAUGACCGACAGCAGUCCUAAUGGCUCAACGACCGCUUCGGCAACCUCCAGCGAGUUCUUGACCUCAGCACCUCCAUCCUCCACAUCGCUAAAGGCUCUUCCUCGCCCCAUCUCCAUCCGCCACAGCCAGAGUUAUGAGCCCUCCCCUCCGAGUCCCACAAGCCCACCUCUGAACGAGCUCAGGGGCGCGCGUUCCUCUGCGUCCCUGAAUCUGCUCGCCUCAACCACGCCACUUCACCAAUACAGAACUCCUCACUCAGGGCAGCGCUCCCAGCGUCAGCCAUCAAAGUCUUCGUCCUUCUCAAACCCAUUUAAAAAGCUACAAAACACUUUCGGAGGCAGUGGCAAACGAAGUCUGGAUCUGGGUUCGACCAAUAACACUAACAUUGAUGUUAACGAUGUGAGGAUCAAGCCCGAGCGGGUCGUGUCUUCGUCGUUGUCGGCCAGUUCCCUGACUUCAUGGCGAUCCAAGGGAGCCGAGAUGCUAUCAAAGUCUUUGGGACGUAACAGAAAGAAUUCAGAGCCGCUGCUAAAGAGCACAGCAUCGGCAUCUGUGACAGGGAGCGUAAUAUUUGGGGCACAUCUCGAGGACGCUAUCCAGGCCUCACAUAUUCCUGAUACACCAAUGGUGCCUGCUGUUUUGUACAGAUGUGCAGAAUUUUUGGAGGUCAAAGGCGUCGAUGAGGUUGGAUUGUACCGUGUGCCUGGUAGUCAUGCAAAUGUACAAAAGCUCAAGCGUAUGUUUGACACUGGCAAGGACUACAACUUGCUGACGAUGGAUGGGAUUGACCCGAACGAUAUUGCGACGCUGCUGAAGCUGUACUUGAGAGAGUUACCGAGUCCUCUUUUACCUGCAGCCUUACUGCAGCAAUUCCAGUCGCUGCUUACGACUGAUCGCCAUAUCUGUCAGACACUGCGUGGAAUCCUUGUCCGCCUUCCACGUUCCAGCUAUAUUGCCUUGUCGUUCCUUUGUCACCACCUCUCCAAAAUCGCCGCACAUGACGAUAAGACAAAAAUGACCGUCUCAAACCUAGGCGUGGUGUUUGCGCCGACGCUCGCCAUUGGAAGCGUGCUCUUCAAAGCAUUGCUAGGCGGCUUCUAUGAUGGUGUCGACACACCCGAGAACAGAGAAAAGGGUCUCAAGAUCGUCUGGGGCGGGUUACUGCAGGACGGAAACAAUAUUCAGGAAUGGCCUGAGGCUGAAGAAGAAACAGGGUUGUCACAGUUUGUAACAGCAGAAACCUCAGAGGGCGACAAGAUAGAAUACGAUGAGGCUAAGCAAGAGCAGGAUCAAGGCCAAAACGAUCUGGAACAACUCCAGCACUAUAUCUUCCACCAUCAGUCUUUGCCAGCGUUAUCGCCUUUCAGCGAUGAGCAGGCGAGCACCACGGCUACUUCCUAUUUUGGGCCCGUAUCCCAUCACGGCAUCGGACCAUUGGACUUGGACGAUCGACCUGUUUACGGACAGAUCAUCACUGAUCCAUCCUCCCUGAGGAACUCUAUCAGCAGCGAGAGCUUGGACGAUAGCACGGCAAACGACGAGUCGACGCUUAUGAAGGCUAUGCUGCAACGGGAGGAGCUGGCCACAAAGCCACCUCCAUCACCCUCAUCGUCUGGAUCAGACUCUGCAAAGAUCCACUCUGCACAAGAGUCGCCGUCAGCAGCCACGCCUGCAAACUCUGCGAUCCCGCCAUCCCACUUGACCUUGACUGCAGCCAUCACCAGCAAUCAGACAACAACCUCCACUGACAGCAGCCCUAGUACCAGGGUCAACAAAAUCGCCGAUCCAGCCCUGUCACCGCCAUUCGUGGCUAUACUCCCAUCACCAACCCAGAGUGCAGCCGUUCUGCACAUCACCAUCGAUGCCGGCGCUGUACCCCCAGUUUCGAUCUCAGCCUCAACCUCCGCUGCAUCAAAUUCAAAGGAAUCCUCGCCAACAACGGCUACUGUACCCGGCAUAGAUACGCGCACGGAAUAUACUCCUGAUUCUGGCAAGACAUCACCAUCAAAGAGCGAAACAGGCACGGUCCAGAUACAACUAUCUGAUCCAAUGCCGAUACCCAUCUGAGUGUACCAUUCCUAGCUCCCCUUACACUAGCACCUAUCACUACUUGUCGAGCAUUUUGAGUACGGUACAUAAAAAUCAUUUGUAAUCAUACGCGAUGAAUAUCCUCAAAUGGUU